This is a messenger RNA of Acanthosepion pharaonis, 1053 nucleotides long. The record is from the annotation of a GenBank genome assembly. Lineage: Eukaryota; Metazoa; Mollusca; Cephalopoda; Sepiida; Sepiidae.
AUGGCUGACAUGUUCCAAAUCAUCCUUCUUCCUCUGCUUGUGGAAGGCCUAUUAUCAGUUUUGAGUUCAAGAAGUUAUCCUUCCUUUCUCUCUUGUUUUUUCUUUCCUUUCUUUCUUGUUUUUUCUUUCCUUUCUCUCUUGUUCUUUUCUUUCCUUUCUCACAUGUUUCUUUCUUUCCUUUCUCUCUCUUUCUUUCUUUCCUUUCUCUCUCUUUCUUUCCUUUCUCUCUUUUUUCUUUCUUUCUUGCUUUCCUUUCUUUUUGUUUCUUUCUUACCUUUCUGUCAUUUUUCUUUCCUUUCUCUUUUGUUUGUUUCCUUACUUUCUUUCUUUCUUUUCACUUUGUUUUUUCUUUCCUUUCUUUCUCUCAUUUCUAUCUUUCUUUCCAUUCUCUUUCGUUUUUUUGCAAUUUUAAUGUGCAUUUCUUCUUUCCCCUCUCUCUUUCACUUCUUUCCCUUCUCGCUCUCUCAAUUUAAUUCCCUCCUCUCUGUUCAAAAUAUCUUUCUUUCUAUAUUUCCCUUUCCUCUCUCUUCUACCAUCUCUCUACCUUUUCUCUCUCUUCCCCACUGUCUCUAUCCUUUUUUAUCUCCUCCACUGUCUUUAUCCUUUUUAUCUCUUUCCCCUCUCUCUAUCCUUAUCUUUUUCUUUGUCCAUCUUCUCUCUUUUUUUUUUCUAAAUCAACAUCUCCUUUUUUAUUGUCUCUCUCCCCAUCUUCCCUUCUCUCUCCUUUUCUCUCUCUUCCCCAUCUCUCUAUCCAUUUCUCUCUCUUGCAUCCAUCUCUCUAUCCUUUUCUCUCUUUUUUUUUUUUUAAAAUUUCCUGUCAUAUCCCUCAUAUCUCUCUCAUUUUUUUCUUUCAUACAACUCUUUUUUAAUCCUUUCUCAUUCUUUUUUUUCUUUUCUGUCUCUUCCCCCAUCUCUCUCUCCUUUUCUCUGUCUUCCCCCAUCUCUUUCUCAUUUUUUUCUUUCCCCAUCUAUAUCUUUAUUUUUUCUUUGUUGUCCCCCAUUUUCUCAUUUUUUCUCUUUCUUUUCCAUCUCCUUUUUUCUCUUUUCCCAUAA